GGUCAACGAAAUUAGUUGAUAACGCAAGUUGAGCUCGACCAGUUGUACUCACCUAACCGAAAAACAUUGAAAAUGGACGUGUCAAGUGCUUUAAUUUCAAUUCUCGUGGUUGUAGUAGCGACUGUUUACUUCUUUUUGAAGAGAAAAUUCUCUUACUUUGAGAGACAUGGCAUUCCACAUAUCAAACCAGAAUCAUGGAUAUUAGGCAACUUAAACGGUGUCGGACGUACUAUUCACUUGAACGAUUUGUUGCAGAAAGUUUACGAUAAUGCUAAGGGAAAGGAUGUUAUUGCUGGUUUCUAUGCUUUAUUCUCACCCGGCAUGGUAUUCGUCGAUCUUGAUUUAAUCAAGCGUAUAACGGUGAAGGAUUUCAGUUCAUUCACUGACCGUGGAGUUCAUGUGAGCGAAGAUGAGCCAUUAACUGGUCAUUUGUUUGCCAUUGGUGGAGAAAAAUGGAAAUUCAUGCGGAGCAAACUAAGCCCGACUUUUACUUCUGGAAAGAUGAAAUUGAUUUACCAUACGGUGUCAGACAAGGGUGUUGGUUUGGUGAAAGCAAUCGAAACUGAAUCGAACAAGAACGGAUCCAUCGAAAUGAAAAACAUUGCAAACAGAUUCACAAUCGAUGUUGUUAGUUCAGCUGCAUUCGGUAUGGAAUCAAAUACACUGAUAAACGAACACCCCGAAUUUGUCGAUGUUUUCCGAAAGAUUUUUGGUGAGGAAGGUGUCUCGGCUGCUAGCUCAUUCUUGCUUGGUAUGGCUCCAAGAUUGGCGAAACUUUUUGGCAUUCGCAUGUUUGACAAAUCCGUAGAUGAGUUCUUUUUCAAUGUUGUUGGUGGAAAUAUCAAAUAUCGCGAAACAAACAAUAUUGUUCGCAACGAUUUCUUGAACAUGCUUAUACAGUUGAAAAACAAAGGUGUUGUCGAUGGAGACUCCACAGGAGAUCCGCGCAAGUUAACUUAUGAUGAAACUAUCGCACAAGCAUUUAUAUUCUUCUUUGCUGGAGCUGACACCAGUAGCACAGCAAUUUCUUAUACGAUGACCGAAUUAGCCUACAAUCCGGAUAUUCAAGAGAGAGUAAGACAGGAAGUUUCGGAAAGAACAGAGAGUUCAAACGGAGAGAUUACUUAUGAAAAUAUUCAUGAAAUGCCUUACUUAAAUCAAGUUAUUAAUGAGAGUCUUAGACGGUUCCCACCAGCGUUCACUACUUUAAGACAAUGUAUUAAAGACUAUCCUAUUCCUGGUACGAAACAUGUCUUAAAGAAAGGACAGGGACUAAUGAUUCCCAUUUAUCAAAUCCACCAUGAUGAACAAUAUUGGAAGGAUCCAUACACAUUUAACCCGGAUCGCUUCACGACUGAAGAAAUUGCUAAGCGACCAAACUUGGCCUUUUUGCCAUUCGGAGAAGGCCCCCGCAAUUGCAUAGGAAUGAGAUUUGCUUUGGUGAAUGUAAAGUUUGCAGUUGCCACUAUGGUGAAGAAUUUCAAAUUCACAUUGGACACUAGUAAGACGAAAAUGCCGAUCAAACUGAAUCCACAAAAUCAGUCCAUUUCAUCGAUAGAUGGAUAUUGGAUAAAUUUUGAAAAAAUAUCAACAUUUUGA
Bradysia coprophila is the source of this 1599-nucleotide messenger RNA. RefSeq names its product putative cytochrome P450 6a13. NCBI's taxonomy places the organism in Eukaryota, Metazoa, Arthropoda, Insecta, Diptera, Sciaridae. The record is from RefSeq and is a predicted model, not a curated record. Gene Ontology annotation, molecular function: monooxygenase activity; heme binding; oxidoreductase activity, acting on paired donors, with incorporation or reduction of molecular oxygen.